ACACACACUUUCAUACACCGAUUAUCCUGUGGAUCCCCAUACACUUCGCCAGAAGACCCUCUUCUUCUUUUCUCCUCAGAUCCACCCUCUUUCUAUCUAUUUAUCUCUCAGGCCAUUUCACUGGUUGGAUCUCAUAUAAUUUUCCGAAAGUUGAGAAUAAAUAAAAAAUGGUGAAGAUUUGUUGUAUUGGAGCUGGUUAUGUUGGGGGGCCAACCAUGGCCGUGAUUGCACUGAAGUGCCCAUCAGUCCAAGUGGUCGUUGUUGACAUCUCUGUACAGAGGAUCAAUGCUUGGAACAGUGAUCAUCUCCCCAUUUACGAGCCAGGCCUUGAUGAUGUAGUGAAGCAAUGCAAAGGGAAGAACCUCUUUUUUAGUACUGAAGUGGAGAAACAUGUUUCAGAGGCAGAUAUUGUCUUUGUUUCAGUUAAUACUCCGACCAAAACCCAAGGCCUUGGGGCCGGAAAAGCUGCUGAUCUGACCUAUUGGGAGAGUGCUGCCCGUAUGAUUGCUGAUGUAUCGAAAUCUGACAAAAUUGUUGUUGAGAAAUCAACAGUUCCUGUUAAAACUGCCGAGGCAAUAGAAAAAAUUCUGACCCAUAACAGCAAAGGCAUCAAUUUUCAAAUUCUGUCCAACCCAGAGUUCCUUGCCGAAGGAACCGCAAUAGAAGACCUUUUCAAGCCUGACCGUGUCCUCAUUGGAGGCCGGGAGACCCCAGAAGGAGCGAAGGCAGUCAAAGCAUUGAAAGACGUUUAUGCCCAUUGGGUCCCGGAAGAUAGGAUUAUUUGCACUAAUCUCUGGUCUGCUGAGCUCUCCAAGCUUGCAGCCAAUGCUUUCUUGGCACAGAGGAUUUCUUCGGUUAAUGCCAUGUCAGCGUUAUGUGAAGCAACAGGUGCUGAUGUCACCCAAGUUUCACAUGCUGUCGGUAAAGACACAAGAAUUGGACCCAAGUUCCUCAAUGCUAGUGUGGGUUUUGGCGGAUCUUGCUUCCAAAAGGACAUCUUGAACUUGGUUUAUAUUUGCGACUGCAAUGGCCUUCCCGAGGUUGCAAAUUACUGGAAACAAGUCAUUAAAGUAAAUGACUAUCAAAAGACCCGAUUUGUGAACAGGAUCGUUUCGUCCAUGUUCAACACCGUCUCAGGCAAGAAAGUCGCUGUUUUGGGAUUUGCAUUCAAGAAAGAUACUGGUGACACGAGAGAGACCCCGGCUAUCGAUGUGUGUAAAGGGCUAAUCGGGGACAAAGCCAAGUUGAGCAUAUACGACCCACAGGUUUCUGAAGAACAGAUACAGAGGGAUCUUUCAAUGAAGAAGUUUGAUUGGGAUCAUCCGACUCAUCUUCAACCUAUGAGUCCGACUGCAGUCAAGGCACUCCAGGUGGUUUGGGAUGCUUAUGAGGCAACCAAGGAUGCUCAUGCUGUUGCAAUUAUGACCGAGUGGGAUGAGUUCAAAACACUUGAUUACCAGAGGAUUUACGAUAAUAUGCAGAAACCCGCUUUUCUAUUUGAUGGUCGGAAUAUUGUGGAUGUUGAGAAGCUGAGGAAGAUUGGUUUCAUUGUUUACUCCAUUGGUAAGCCAUUGGACCAAUGGCUCAAGGACAUGCCUGCCGUGGCUUAAAGAACACAAAGAACGCAAAUCAAUGUGGGAAUGGCUUCUGAGCAGUUUUUUUAUUUUUAUUUUUAUUUUAUUUUUUAGUAUAUGAGAGGAAGUUUUAAUGCACAAUAUGUGUUUUUAAUUUACCCUUUUUAUUACUAUUAUAGCUUUGAGUUUAUGCUGUUCUAGAACAUUUGUUUGGUACUGUCAUGAGUUCUAUGGCAUAGUAGCGUCUUAAUUUUUGUAUUAGUGGAAAAUCUGAAAUUGUUUUUUGAUAGUGUAGUGUAAUAAGUCACAACUCAAUCACAUAUCUUUGUAUCCCAUUUACUAAUAACACUAUGAAA
Camellia sinensis is the source of this 1930-nucleotide messenger RNA. Its product is annotated as UDP-glucose 6-dehydrogenase 5. Gene Ontology annotation, cellular component: nucleus. The record is from RefSeq and is a predicted model, not a curated record. Gene Ontology annotation, molecular function: UDP-glucose 6-dehydrogenase activity; NAD binding. NCBI's taxonomy places the organism in Eukaryota, Viridiplantae, Streptophyta, Magnoliopsida, Ericales, Theaceae. Gene Ontology annotation, biological process: glycosaminoglycan biosynthetic process.